UCUCUCGGCGAUUUGUCACCAGGGUCUGGAGCAGAGGGUCUGUUGUCUGCCGUCGGACCAGUUCCCUCUCCACCCCGAGUACAGUAUACAUAUAAUAUGAUUCCCGGUGGAGCCGCACACCACUCAUUGGGACAUCAGCCUGCUGCCGUGGACACCGGGCACCGGACCUCCGUCCCUCUCCUCUGCAUAUUUGGGCCGUAGACGCGCCGACUGGACGUCGUGCUCGUCGUCUACUUUUCGUGACUAAAACAAAGGGUGAAUGUGCUCGACCAUUAUCUGUUUUGACUACGGGGUAUUCCGCAACAAUGGCAAGUUGUGAAUAUGGUAAUCUCCUCGUUCUAAUUUUAGUCGCGUUUGAACUGGCACGGACUCCCGCGUCGUCGUCGGCCCGCUUCGGCUGUUUGCAAACGGCGCGCCGCCGCGCACAGCCACGUGACCCGUCUGCUCGCCGCGGAGGCGCCGAUUGGCCGACGCGGCCUCGCGCUCGGACCCGCGCGGUCUUUAGGCUCGAGCUCGCGUGCACCGUGACACAGACGCGCUGUGGCGGCGCGCGGGCAGGCGGCUUUUCGAGAAUCUCGUGUCGCCGCCGGGCGCUUUGUUUCGGACGCGCCUGUUUGCGGAAUAAUUGCAUUUUUCAUGGUUUGCAUCAAACACUUUUUCCACCCCGGAUUACUUCAGUGGCAUUUAUUUACAUAUGACAUAGCAGCCACCGGACUUCGGGGAAUUUCCCAAUUUACGAGUGAAUUCAUCAUGUGCGGCAGAGUUAGCAGAUCCAGAAACAUCGACGGCUUCGCGACUCCUUAAAAUUCGGAAGAGUCGGAUGUUUUUUUUUCUUUUUUUUUUUAAAGUAAGAAAACUCUGCCAGGGACUGUUUGCCCUAAAAAAAGGAAAUUUACCCCAGCAGUCGGGAGUAUUGUUGUAACAGAAAUAUAAGUUAUAACAAGACGUUGGGGCAAGUCUUUCUUCUCGACUUCUGCAUCUUUUUAAAUAAUUAGCCCUAACGGUGGGUGCUAUAUAUAUAUAUUUUGACGGUGGAAUAACUUGGGCGAAGAUUUUAAAAAGGCCAUUCAUUCAGUAACAUCUGUGCAUCUUACACGGGGACUUGGAUGUCCGUAACAGUUUUUGCUGGUUUUGUUUUGCACUCACCUAUCUCCUUCUGUGUUUGGAGUUGGCGUUUGGACUUGGCCCCCCCAACCCAGUUGCUCACCGUACACCCAAUUUUUACUUCACGAAGGGAGGUGGUCCCUGGUUAUGUGCUCGUUUGUGUCUGAACGGCCAAAAGAAAGCCAUGCACCUCAAGGAGAGGCCCAGUCCCGUCUUUUUGGUGAUCGCGCCCCCGGCCCCACCAUGCUGAACGAUGAAUCGUCCCUCGUCUACGUCGUGCUCGAGCUGGCGAUCGCUGUGCUGGCUGUGCUGGGCAACGCGUUGGUCUGCUGGGCCGUCAGCCUCAACAGCAAUCUCCAAAAUGUCACCAACUUCUUCGUGGUGUCGCUGGCGGCAGCUGAUAUCGCCGUGGGCGUGCUUGCCAUCCCCUUCGCUAUUGCCAUCAGCACAGGCUUCUGCGCUUACUUCUUUGGCUGCCUCUUCAUCGCCUGCUUCGUAUUGGUGCUCACACAGAGCUCCAUCUUCAGUCUUCUGGCCAUUGCCAUGGACCGGUACAUCGCGAUCAAGAUGCCUCUACGGUACAACAGCCUGGUAACAGGCAAUCGUGCCAAGGGGAUCAUUGCGGUGUGCUGGGUGCUGUCAGUGGUCAUUGGCUUGACACCCAUGCUGGGCUGGAACAAGGGUGCCAGGAGCACCAACAGCUCCUGCCCCAGGGGCAUGAUGGCAUGCCUCUUUGAGGAGGUGGUCAGCAUGGACUACAUGGUUUACUUCAACUUCUUUGGCUGUGUACUGGUGCCUCUGAUUCUCAUGCUUGGGAUCUACCUGCGUAUCUUCAUGGCUGCCCGGCGCCAGCUGAAGAGAAUAAAUCUCAAGGGGGCGGGGUCACAUGGGGAGAAGUCAGGCUCCACUUUGCAGAAGGAGGUCCAUGCUGCAAAAUCACUGGCCAUCAUCGUUGGUCUCUUCGCGAUCUGCUGGCUGCCCUUGCAUUUCAUCAACUGCUUCACCCACUUCUGCCCUGGCUGUGCCCGGCCGCAUCCCAGCAUCUUGUACUUGGCCAUCGUCCUCUCCCAUGCCAACUCGGUGGUCAACCCGCUCAUCUAUGCUUACCGGAUCCGUGAGUUCCGGCACACCUUCCGCAGGAUCAUCCGCCACCAUGUGUUGGGUCGACGCCAGAGCCACGGGGGCAGCCAGGGCAGCGGGCGUAGCACCAACUGGCAUACUUCCAGUUGGCAAACCUCCACGAACCUCAACACCAGAGACCCUAGUGCCUCCCAGGGCAAUGGAUUUGCUUUGGACUCAAAUGCUGAGCCUGGCUCAAACCCUUGUCUCAGCCACGUAGAACCUAAGGAGGCCAUGCUGACUCUUAGUCCCUGGAAGCCUUGUGGUGUUCCAGGUAGCCCCAUGAUUGGCGUGCCUCACGCUACCCAGCUGAGUGAACUGCCCUGCGUGGCUGGACAGCCGGUUCAGAGAGGAGUCACGCCCUCCACCCCCAAGGGACUGGGAAUUACAGAUAUGAUGGAUACAGAUGGGACCUCCAGUGUGCAUGCCAAACUGCCUCUCUGCAGAUGGACACCAAGGUGUCCGGCGCUUACACAGGUGUCUUGAUGGCUCCCGAGGACUGAUGAUGGUCCAGCAUUUCAUUAAAUACACUUUGGUAUUUAUUUUCUUGAAGGAAAGACCAAAAUGCAGAGUGUACAAGUAGCAUCUGUCCAGCAGCUUCCACCAGCACUCCAACUGAAGUCAUUUUUGGGGGAAGUGGGGAGUACAAUUAGACAGGUAGUUUCCGGAUCGGAACCAGCAGGUGACUGUAGCAGCCGUUGGGCAUCAUCAUGUACCUUUAAAAUAAUCAUCACUGAACACCUAAUUUUGUUGUCCUCUUUAAUGGCAAAUUGACUGGUUUCAGGAGAAAAAAAAAAACCUCAUAUGAGCAGCAGAUCCCAGGUUUAGACAUUAUACAUGAAAUGAGAACAUACAGUCGUGAUUAUAAAUCCUGGGGUAUAACAAAGUAAACAGAUUGUCCCCAUUACACGGCACUGUAAUAUAUGCUCUUUUGCCCAUGUGCUGCCCUUCUUUGUGACCAUGUCUCAUUAUAGGACACUUUACCCCACAGAUACACCAAUAAAUACUUUAAGGGAUGCAUUAUAACUUGAAAGGAAA
This is a messenger RNA of Scleropages formosus (Asian bonytongue), 3261 nucleotides long. Its product is annotated as adenosine receptor A2b-like. Gene Ontology annotation, cellular component: plasma membrane. Gene Ontology annotation, biological process: adenylate cyclase-activating G protein-coupled receptor signaling pathway; G protein-coupled adenosine receptor signaling pathway. Lineage: Eukaryota; Metazoa; Chordata; Actinopteri; Osteoglossiformes; Osteoglossidae. Bases 1252 to 2709 code for a protein of 485 amino acids. The record is from RefSeq and is a predicted model, not a curated record. The transcript has 3 exons. Gene Ontology annotation, molecular function: G protein-coupled adenosine receptor activity.